This is a messenger RNA of Centruroides sculpturatus (bark scorpion), 1513 nucleotides long. Its product is annotated as histone-lysine N-methyltransferase PRDM9-like. The record is from RefSeq and is a predicted model, not a curated record. Lineage: Eukaryota; Metazoa; Arthropoda; Arachnida; Scorpiones; Buthidae. Gene Ontology annotation, molecular function: protein binding. The coding region runs from base 131 to 1471 and encodes 446 amino acids. Gene Ontology annotation, cellular component: nucleus. The transcript has 5 exons.
GGUUAUCGGGAACAAGCUCGCUCUCACAUCUGACAACACUGCUUCUAUACGUUAAGUGACAACAUUAAAGAAUGUUCUGUGUAAAAUAUAUGAUGUGAUAAACUGAAAAGAAAAGGAAAAAAUUCAAAAUAUGGAGGAAACUAGUUUUUCUACAGAAGCCAUAUCAAAUUUACCUGAAAAUCUUUGCAUUCGACCAUCUGCUGUUUCUGGAAAUAAAUUUGGAGUUUGGACUACUACAGAUAUUGCUAAAGAUAUGAUUUUUGGUCCUUAUGAAAGUUCAGAUAACACAGAAAAAAAAUCAAACAGUGAGAUUGAAGCUGUUGAUGAAGAAGGUGAUAAACAAGAACUUUCUACAAAUUGGAUGAGAUAUAUUAACUCCACAUCUAAUGAAGAAGAACAAAAUUUGAUUGCAUUUCAAUAUAAUGGACAAAUCUUCUUUCGUGCUUCUAAAGUUAUACCACCAGAAAAAGAACUUUUAGUUUUCUAUGAAGUGAAAAAAGAAGAAAAUAAAAUUUCUUCAGUGGAUAAAAUGGAUUUAUCCAAAUCAUCAUCAUUGGUACAAAGCCAAAAUUCUUUGGAAAUAAAUCAAAGCUACUCUAAAAAAUCAUUAAAUCAAUUAUAUAAGACACCAAGGUAUCAUAAGCAAUAUAUUUGUGAAAUUUGUCAUAAAGGAUUUCUUUAUAGCUGUGAUUUUGAAAAACACAAAAGAAGACAUACAGGAGAGAAGCCUUAUGUAUGCCAAUUAUGUAAUAAAAGAUUUUUAUAUAAAUGCAAUCUUCAAGAACAUUAUAGAACCCAUACUGGAGAGAAACCCUAUAUUUGUAAGAUAUGCAAAAAGGCAUUCACAACUAGUAAUUGUCUGCAAAAACAUCAGCGAAUUCAUACAGGAGAACGACCCUAUGUGUGUCAAUUAUGUAAAAAAGGUUUUAAUAGUAGUAGUGAUCUUCAACGACAUCAGAAUACUCACAGAAGAGAAAAAUCUUACAUGUGUGAAAUUUGUGGAAAAGGAUUUGCCAGUAGUAGUCAUCUUCUAAGACACCAAAAAGUUCACAAUGAAGAGAGACCUUUUACAUGUGAUGUCUGUAAGAGAAAUUUUGCUGACAGUAGUGAUCUUCAAAAACAUCAACAUAUCCAUACAGAACAGCCUCAUACUUGUGAAAUAUGUAAUAAAGGAUUUGUGAGUAAUGCCUAUCUUCAAAAACAUAAAAAACUUCACAAUAGAAACAAAUCCUAUUUUGACAAAACUUGUAAUGUAGUAGUUUCAAAUAAUCACAUAUUAGAAAAACUAUAUUUCUGUGAUAUUUGUAAAGAAGGAUUUUCAUAUAAAUCUGAACUCCAAGAACAUUUAAGAACUCAUGUAGAUGACAGACCUUGCAUCUGUAAUAUUUGUAAAAAAGGUUUUAUUGCUAAUAGUAAUCAUCCAACACACAAGUGUUGUGUUGAUAACAAAGAAGAUAACUUAUGUUUAUGAAAAUAAAUUUUUCAGUAAAUAUUAAACAUAGUUGUUUUUAUU